AAGGAUACAGCCUGCGCGCGACCGACAACGUGGCUGGGAAUUCGUGGCGCGUCCCAGCCUCUUUCCCCGGCCUGGCCUCUGGGCCACGAGCCCUUGGUUGGUUCGCUGCUUGCUCCCCACCCCGCGAGGCUGGACUCUUCCCUCCUGCAUUCGCCUCGCGCGUGCAGAGGCCUUUAGCUGGUGUUUAUUGUGUCCCUGAGUAUCUAUCAUCAAGGGAGGCGGGAUCGAAAGAGGGUAGCUCGGAACGCUGCGAGAGGAGGUCCUUCCUUGCAUCUGUGCCCGCGCUCUGACUCUUCGGGAGGCAUCCUCUGAAUAGGCCCGCUGGGGAGUGACGCAGCGGGCUCCUUGUUGAACCUCCUGUGAAGGCGCCAGUCGUGGCUCCCCGGAUCAUGCAGUAUGGAAAAUUCUGCAUUUAAAGACUUCAGUGAGAACACAUUACAUAGUUAUAUUAGACCAUGUUGUGAAUUGGCUCGUGCCAGAUUUGUAAAGUGUUCUUCAAAGAAAUAUAAACCAGGUGAUAUCUGUAAAAUAUGGUGCAGUAAACCUCUCUGUGACCUGCACAAGUAUUGUGAUGUGAUUAAAAUAUGCACUUUUAGGCCACUUUUAUUUGUUCCUGGAAUUAAGCACACAAAUAAAUAUUAUCCCAGUGAUUGUAAGUUUGGUGAGCUAAGUUGGGAGAAUCUGAAUCAAAUCGAGACUUUAGAAGAAAUUACUGAUAUAGCCAAAAAGUUUGCGAAUGAUCAAUUUUUCAUGAAUGGCUUAUUGAAAAUUGGAACUGAAAUAAAUAAUGUAAGUUUGUUUAUAACUCUCUGUUUUAAUACUGGAAGGCUUUUUGAUUUUACAGGAUUCCAUGCCUCUUUAUUCUUUUGUUUUUGGAAUGUGCAUUAUUUAGAGCAGUGGUUCCCAAUUUUUUCUAUGCCCUAAACCCCUGGAAAAUGCUUGAUUUAUAUUUUCAUCUCCUACAAUAGUACUAUCACAUUUGAAGAUGAAGUCAGAUUUCUAAUUUUUGAGCCACAUACAGUACCACCAGUGAACGACUGAACAAACGAACUUUUAACUUGGUGCAUAAAAUUCAAUAUAAAUUAAGCAACUAGAAAAAAAUGGUAAGCAUUAAAAUCAAUCCCAGUUAUGAACAUAACAUUCAAUGAUUUCUUUGUUCCUGCUUCUCAUUCAUGAUUUUGUCAAAAUGUGAAAUGUUCUUGCUGCUUGUGCUCUGCAUGUCUGCCUGUGGAUUCAGGCAAUUCCUAGAUUUUGUCUUGAUUCACAAAAGAGGAUUAAAUCUAAAUGCAAACAAAGUAAUAAUAAAUAUUUUUUUAAUUAGGAGAAUUUUUAGUGAAGAAGUUGCCAUUUGCCAAUUUUGACAAAUCACUUUGCUGCACCCACUGACAUGUCAUUUUGCAAGCACCCCAGGUUACAACUGCAACUUUUUUUGUUACAUCCAAUAUAUAGAUCAUGAGUCUACUGAAAGCCAGCAAAAGGAAGUACUGCUUCACACAGUGCACAGUUAAACAAUGGAAUUUACUUCCGCAAGAUGCAGUGAUCGCCAUCACCUUGGUUAGCUUUAAAAAUUCAUGGCGGAAAAGGCUAUAACUAAUAGUCCUAGUGGCUAUAUGCUCCCUCCUAGAUGAGAAAGCACUAUGGUUAGGUACACCAGUAGUUCAAGAAGAUGGGCAGGUGUGCGCUGUCACACUCUUGUCCUGCUUGUGGAUUUCCCCAGGUAGUUGGCUGGUCACUGUGUGAACAGAAUGCUGGACUAAAUGGACCCCUGUUCUUAUCCAUCAUAGCUCUGAGGUUCAUAUUUCUGGCUCCCUGCCAAACCCGAGCAGUGCUAUAAUCAAGCACUGAUUGAAUCAAGAUCCCCAUUCUUAAUUUGUUUUAGGCCUCACUUGUUCUGUCAUACCAGUUAAAUGAUCCUUCACUUGCUGCCCUGCUUGGCACAUCCACUGGCUUCACGCAUCCUGCCUCUGCCUUUCGUUGUUGAACAGUAUAACUACCACUAUCACCAUCCUUUUUCUUCUUCCCAACCUAGCAAAUUACCUGCUUGUAGAUUGGCCUCUAAAGUGGAGGCAAAAGGAAUGGAUGAUUGUAAUGGUAAUCUUUAUUUCAGUCUCUGCGUAUGCAGGGAGGAAGCUCUCAAGCUAUAAGAAGAGCCCUGCUAGAUCAGACCAAAGGCCUGACUCAUGCAGCAUCUUGUUUUCCAAUAGAUGCUGGAGCCAGAGCAGCCCAAGUGGAGAGCUUUUGGCAGAACCAAGCUUGCUGGGGAGGUAGAAAUGGAAAAUUGGUUUGGGUUGUGUAAGCAAGCUGAUCAUCAUGAAGAGAAAAUGAAAGAAAGCUGCAUUACUUGAACCAACAUUCAUCUGAACAACAACUGUUGUCUUUGGCCUCCUUCAGAAGAGUAUGGCUGUAGUUGUCUGUUGUUACCUCACUAGGAAUAUGCCCUGGCUUCUUUUGGCUAGAAUUGGAGAAACUGGUGACCCUCUAGGUUUUGUUUGUUUCCAACCCUCAUCAGCCUAAGAUGAUGGGAUGAUGGUUAGGGAUGAUGGUAAUUGUAGUGCAACAUGUGGAGGACUACCCCUGCCUCAGGCUUCCGACUCCUGACUAAUUUCUGUAUCUUACUAUUAUUACUACUAAUUUCACUGCUGCUUAUUUACUGUCCCUUCAUCCAAGGGAUAUAGAAAGUAUAUAUAAUCUCCCCUUUUUUUUUCUCCCAUGCUUUGGAUGGUUCUGUUUGUUUUCUGAUAGUCCCUUAAGAAUUUUUUAGAAAAAAUAUUUUACGUACAGGCAAAUAAGUUAGGGUAGAGAAAUAAAAUUCAGCUCAAGCUUUCCGGCUGGCAUUAGAGUAUAGUACUAGGAAGCAGUUCAUCAGGUCCUAGUAAAUGAAAAGAUACUUAAGUUAUACCAAAGAUUGUCAGUACUUGGAACUGAAAGGCACCCAGGUUCAGGUGCCAUUGCUUGCAAUACUCAGUUGAGUAUAUCUCUGAACUC
Molecule: messenger RNA, 2985 nt
Organism: Varanus komodoensis (Komodo dragon)
Lineage: Eukaryota; Metazoa; Chordata; Lepidosauria; Squamata; Varanidae
Product: E3 ubiquitin-protein ligase TTC3-like
Exons: 6
Coding region: 397-924 (175 amino acids)
Source: RefSeq, a predicted model, not a curated record